Messenger RNA from Aspergillus japonicus CBS 114.51, 1011 nucleotides. RefSeq names its product serine/threonine-protein kinase. Gene Ontology annotation, biological process: autophagy; autophagosome organization; protein autophosphorylation. Lineage: Eukaryota; Fungi; Ascomycota; Eurotiomycetes; Eurotiales; Aspergillaceae. Bases 1 to 1011 code for a protein of 336 amino acids. Gene Ontology annotation, cellular component: autophagosome; cytoplasm. Gene Ontology annotation, molecular function: ATP binding; protein serine/threonine kinase activity. The record is from RefSeq and is a predicted model, not a curated record. The transcript has 3 exons.
AUGACCCAAAUAACGAUCCCCAUAAGCUACUACAAGCUCCCUGUCAGUUUUGGCUCAGGAUUUGUCACCCACGAUGGGUCCGCAGAGCCUAGCACUUGGUUCGACUCCCUAUUCUGGUGGAAUCGCAAGCAGCAGGAACGAUGGGUGAAAAGCAAAGAUCUGGGCGUUGGCGCCUUCGGACAUGUCUGGUUAGAAUCGUGUUCCAGCAGCGACAGUGAGCCGCCUAAGCUCCGCGCGGUGAAACGAGUGCAGAAGGUCAUCAUGUUUCACCACAAUAUGGAUUAUACCCGCGAAAUCCAAGCGAUGGUGCGGUUCUCGCAGCCCAAGUAUGCCAGCUUUUUCGUCAAGUCGCUCGGAUGGUUCGAGGAUCCCGACUCAGUCUAUAUUACGAUGGAGUACUUUGAACUUGGGGAUCUGUCCAAAUACCUAUCGAGCCAGCCCUUGCAGGAAGCGGAGGCUCGGGAGAUUAUCUUUCAGUUACUCUCGGGGCUCGAGCUCUUGCAUGACAACGGAUUCGUCCAUCGCGAUCUCAAGCCGGCGAACAUUUUCGUGGUGCAGGGCGCCCCUAAUUGGCAUGUUAAGAUCGGUGACUUUGGAAUCAGCAAGCGAGUCAAAGACGGGACCCGCCUGCGAACGGUUAUCGGCACACCCCAGUACCUCGCCCCCGAAGUGCGGGACGGUAUAUAUGGGGUCAUGGAAGACGAGGAUGGGGACCUAGCAUACACCAAUUCAGUUGAUAUGUGGUCCGUUGGCGUCAUCUCUUUCUAUAUCCUCACAGGAUCCUUACCAUUCAAGAAUUCUUCCCAUGUCCGGGCUUUUGUGCGGGGAGUGGAGUCGAGUUUGACCAGCCAAAAGUUCAUUGAGGCCCUGAUUGUGGUGGAGCCUGCUCGACGCUUAUCUGCCGCUCGAGCUUUACAGCAUGCCUGGUUCGAGACCCUGAAGCAGGUCAAAUCGGCAAGUACAGACGGCGACGAAUCGGAUAUUCUUCCUGGUAGGUUUUCCACGAAGUGA